Molecule: messenger RNA, 1107 nt
Organism: Penicillium vulpinum
Lineage: Eukaryota; Fungi; Ascomycota; Eurotiomycetes; Eurotiales; Aspergillaceae
Exons: 3
Coding region: 1-1107 (368 amino acids)
Biological process (GO): methylation
Molecular function (GO): methyltransferase activity
Source: RefSeq, a predicted model, not a curated record
AUGGAGGCAUUUGAUUCAAGUCAAGCACAGGUGGAAGCCUUUGAUCUCCUACCUGAUAGCCAACCCAACGACCGUCAGCUGAUGGAGAACCUUAUGGAAUAUCAUGCUGAAAAGAGAAACUCUGUUAUACCGUACCUGCUAGAAAAGAGUCCAGAGUUCCGAGAACUCAGUGAUGUGAGACAGCAGGGAUGGGAAACCCCAGAAGGCGAUAAAUACUUCGCGAGCCUUCGUCGAAAUGCCGACAAGUCUGACGAGAAGACGUCAACUUACUUUCAUAAUCUUAUGAAGACAAUUGGAUACGAAAUUGAUCGAGCUACCAAUGCCUUCAAGAUCCAGCAGGUUGAUUCAACCCCACCUGCCAUUCUCGACAUCUGCAUGGCCCCCGGUGCGUUCCUCCAGAUAGCAUUGAAAAAGAACCCAGGCUCGCACGCUCUGGCUUUUAGCUUACCUGUCUCCCGUGGAGGGUACAGAAGUCGUCUAGCAAGCGGCUCGAAUACGAAACGAGUAUACCUGGACGUGACUAUGCUCGCUGCGGACAUGGGUAUGGACCAGAUCCCUGAGGGCCACGAAGAUGCUGAGAACUUUUUGCCCCGGCAAUUUGAGGAAGGUCAGCUUUUUGAUUUGGUCAUUUGUGAUGGCCAGGUGUUGAGGCAGCAUUUACGUGGUGCCUAUCGAGAGAGCCGGCAAGCGAAGAGACUGGUCACCACGCAACUCGCUCUGGGUCUUCAGCACGUUAGACCUGGCGGCACUAUGAUUGUUCUUCUUCACAGACUUGAAGCUUGGAAUACUGUCAAUCUUAUUUGGUUAUUCCGGCUUUUCAAGCCAAAGAAAGGUCACGCCAAGCGAUCAUCGUUUUACAUGGUUGCUACGGAUAUUCAAAGCCAAACCCCAGAGGCUAUUGAAGCGAUCAAGCGGUGGAAGAGAAUCUGGCGGGCUGCCACAUUUGACUCUGAUGAAGAUUACGGCAAGGUGAUCUUGGAUGAAGACUCAUCCAUAGAAACACUGCUCGAGGAUUUCGGGCCGGAACUUGUGAAGUUGGGUAAAGCAAUCUGGAAGAUACAGGCGGAUGCUCUAGCUCAAGCACCAUUCAUGAAGAAAUCCAAGUGA